AUGUAUGUUUUUAGAUUAAUUCUUUAUUUAUUACGUUCAAUUACCAAUACAAUGAGUAACCGUCAAAUUACGUUAGAAUCAAAUGAUAAACAAAAAUUUGAAGUCAAUAUUGAUAUUCUUGAACAAUCAAAAACUAUCAAGGAUGUCAUGGAAAAUUGUGGAGCAGAGGAAGGAACAACCAUUCCAUUACCAAAUGUAGAUUCGACUAACUUGAAGAAAAUUAUUGAAUGGAUGACUCAUCACAAAGACGAUAUACCAUCAUUUGACGAUGAUGAAGAUUAUGGUGAAAGAAAAAAGAUUGAAAUAUCGAAAUGGGAUCAAGAUUUUCUUAAAAUUGAUCAAAGCAGUCUCAUUCAACUUCUUCUAGCUGCAAACUAUUUAGAUAUUUCAAAACUAAUUGAUAUUAUAUGUAAGACAAUAGCUGAUAUGAUGAAUGGAAAAACUACUGAACAGAUUCGAGAAACAUUUAAUAUUCAAAAUGACUUUACACCAGAAGAGGUCAGUUUAUUAUAGAUAACUUAAUUUCUUCUAUUAAUAUGAAGUAUUCUAGGAGGAAGCGCUGAAAAAAGAGUACGAAGGACUAAACGAUAAUAAGUAAAGAAUUCAAGUUUUUCACUUUUUUUUACUAUAAUAUGGCAAUGUUUUUUCUAAAUGAAUUGGUAAAGUUUAAUCCAUCACCUUCUCGUGAUUAAAAUAAAUCAAGACGUCGAUCCUUGGUCUUAUGUAUAUCAGCGUUUUGUCUAAAUUACGAUCAAGAAGAAACAUAUUGUAGAUAUAUAAUGGCUUUGUUUCUUAGUGUUACGAUUUAUUUACAUCUACUCUGAACACUAUAACAACAAAAAAGUUAGAAUACAGUGAGUAAUGUCUAUGGAGCACAAGAACAUGACUUAUUUUCUAUCAAAAAUGCAUCUUUUGAUAUAAAUAUUGAUGUUCAGGACUCAGCAAAAAUUGAAAUCCAUAAAAGAAGAUUUUCGAUGUAAAAUACAUGAGGAGACCGUUACCCAAAACUUUCCUUGAAAACAUUUUUAUCUUAAAAAGCAAUAAAUGUUACAUUAUGCGGUACAGUUUUCUAUAGUCUUUCUGAAUAUGUUGUUAUUUUUGUGUUAAAAAAUUAUGAGACAAAAGAAUGAGGGAAACCUUUUUUAAAACUAAGGUUUCAUAGAAAAUGUGUAGUUCAAUCCAGAAAUAUGUAUGCAUCUUUAUGUUGACUGAAUAAACAUAUCAGAUAAAGACUAAUAAUUUUUGAAAGUUUCAUCAACUUUGGAACGGUAUUGAAGUAUAGAUACUUUUCUAGAAAGGAAAUCAUUAGAACAAAAUUUUUCCUAUAGAAUGCAAGGAAAAAACUCUAGUAUAACAAUUUACACGAUUUAUUUCGGAGAUCCUUUGACUUUCUUUGAAAACAAAUACCUUUUCUAAGAUGACGAAAAACUUGGUCAUUAUUUGAAUAUAGAAAUUUUUCCAAAAUCCAUAAAGAGAUACAAUAGGUUUUUUUUCAUAGAAAAAAUCGACCAUUAGUCAAAGUAUAUUGAACAUUAUUCGAAUCACAAAGAAAAACUUCCAUUUUUUUACUGAAUGUCUAUGGUGUCUUGAACUACUUAAUUUUAUAUAUUCAAAUAUUGAUUAAGAAUGAUUCCUAUUUAACGAAAAAACUAAUAGUUUAGCGAUUAAUUCAAUUGAAGUUGAACAAAGUUCAUGUUGCAUGAGGGUUUUAAUGAUGAAAGACAAUCCAAAAAAAAUACUAAACAAAUUUAAAGAUAGGCUGAUCCAUUUUAUAUUUAACAUUAGUACUUAAUCGAACUCAUCUUUCUGUUCAAAAAGAUCACAUUAGUCAAAUUCAUAAGUUUUAAUUACUGGUUUUAGACUAUGCCUCAUAUACUGGGAUAAUCGUUGACCUUCUCAUGAACGUUCUCUUAAGCAAUAAUUUUACUGAAAAUCGGGUGAGAAGCGUCACAUGAUUUUUCGAAAUCGAGAAAUCCAAGUUGACAAUGAGUCUAUCAAAACUUGAAUUCUUGUUUAUGAGGUUAUGGAAGUCUUAUUGUGCAAAAAAAUAACGAUUUUUCAUAACAGACGUGACUUAUAAGUUUCAAUAAAGAAAAAAAUAAGCUACUCUUUUAUCAAUAAGGUGAGUAUCAAUAAUCGAGUCAAGAUUGAAUUAUUAUUGCCUGGAUUUAUGGCUGCCUCAGAAGCAAACAUCAGCAAUUAUUUAAUAAAAUACAUGUUUGCUUGGUUUUUAGGUUAAUUUGAAUAUUGAAACUGAAAGUUAAAAUAAUCGGAAAGGUAUCUAUUAUUUUUGAAAAGCAACCUCCUUAAGACUUUCUUGUGGAGAGAGCACAGAACAAGUGAUCUCAUUCUAUUCGUGGCAAAUCUAAGUAAAUUCAACUAUACACGAUUUAUAUCGAUUUGUUUCGAAAUAUCAUAAAGCUUGGAAUUGCUGACAAUCGGUUAACUUAAAUUAUUUGUCACAGUGAGAGUUUGAAAAUAGAAACCACUGAUCAUAUCAGCAAAAUUGGAUAAAGUCAAUGUCAAGAAUUUUUGUCUCGCCUGGAUGUAAUCCUUCUUUAAAAUAUAUGAGAAAAGUUCAAAAUAAAAUUAUAUUUAGCUAAAAUCUUCAAAAAAUUAGAAAAUGGCACCUAAAUCUAGAAUUUUUAAAUGUUCUAUAAUUUUCUUUUUUUCUACAAGAAAUAGUAAAGUUUGCAAUUGUUCGUCGCAUUAGAUCACAUGUCAAUAAAGAAAACAUUUGAUCAAUAUCAUUUAUGACUCCAAGAUUUAUUAUUAUGAUAAGCACUCUUGUUAAUGUUAUAUGUAACAUUCUUCCUAUAAAGAUCGUAAGAAAGAAGAUCAGUAUAUCGUUGAUAUACCGCUGUCAUUGAAAAAAGAUUUUCUCCAACGUGAUGAAUACAUUGUCAAUUAUGCAAUGAAUGAUACGAACAUUAUGUAACUGGCGAGGAACACUGCUUUUAUGAUGAUGCUAGACAAGUUAUUUGACAUAUAUAUUAUGUCGGAAGAAACACAUCAUUCAACGAUGAAAAAGAAAAAUUCAACAGAACGGUUUACAUCCUGUUCCCAUAUUUAUGUGUUCUCGCAUCGAGUUAUACAGACGAAUCAUGCUAUCUAUUUUGUAGAGCUUCAAAAUCUCUAUCGCGUAUUAGUGUAUCCAAGAAUUUUUAUAAUGAAACUUUAUCGCAUAAAAUAAAUGUUACUCAUUUUUUUUCAAAUAGGUAACGUCUAUUUUGCUUUUAUUCUAUUCAAUGAAAAUUCUUACACGUACUAAUAACAUAGAGCUUUUAAAGUUCGACAAAAUCCAUAGUACAAUUUGUUUACGUAGCUCAAUAUGAAGAUAUAUCAAUACAGAAGAACUGUAUUUUUUGUUUGAAAAUUUUUUAUAUUGUAUGCCACCUGCAGUAUUACUAUAGUAACUAUUUUGCUUGGAUUUAUUUCUAUGAGAUACAUUUGUGUAUUGUAUUGUAGCUAAUAAAAGUCUGAAUUUUUUUUUUUGAAAGACAAAUUCAGUCUGAAUCUAUGAAAAUUAGAGAAGAUGUUGAAAAAAUAUGGAGAAUCGCAUUCUUUAUGAACCGCUCGUUACUUUGUUUCGUGCAUAAAUUGAAAAAUAUGAAAGUAUGAUAAUUUUAAUACUUUGUUUGACUACCUGUAUAUAAAUCUUCAUUUUUCUGUUGUGACCAAUUUUUUGUUACAUUUUCAAUAUUUUUCUUUCAGUAAUUACGAUUUAAAGAUGACGCAAAAAUACAAAAUUAUUCAUCCGAAACGAAUGAAAGAAAGAAAAAAAAAUGCGAUUUGCUACUUUAAAAUCAGCGAUUUUUCUAUAAUACAUAAUUAUAUUGAUGUAAAUUUAUUAGCAAGGUUUGACAGAAAAAAAUCUAGUGAGUAAGGAAAUUUGAAAAGGAAACUAUCUGUUUCCAUUUUUUCUUUCGAAUUAUAUUACAAUCUGCCUUGUAUGUAGAAUCAGUAAGAAUAUUUUCAAGGAUCAAAGUCUGUAUUGCAACCGUUUUUUAUGGAGCACGGUCGGAGACAUGUUUUAGUUGCAGAUGUUUGUGUUCUCAAUAUCAAUGAAAAAAAUCCCAUAACUCUUAAUCAUUGUUUGUCAACCCCGAGUUGAUAUUUCAUCAUUGUAUAUGCAAUACUAUUUUUCUUUCUGACGUUUUCCUACAAUACUCAUGUGACGUUGUGUCAAUAAAAAAAAAGUGCUUUCUAUCCCACAGAACGAAAAACAGCGAUGUUUUUUUCUUUUUUAAUGUGCCCAUAACACAAAAAACUCAAGCAAAAACACAUUUCAUUCCUAUUCGUGUCGUAAAUAAGUAAAAAGUAACUGUGUUUUCUACCACAAAUAUUAUUAUUCAUCAUAUUCUUUUUAGCAUUCGAUGAUCUUCUUAAAACG
Rotaria sp. Silwood1 is the source of this 4393-nucleotide messenger RNA. Lineage: Eukaryota; Metazoa; Rotifera; Eurotatoria; Philodinida; Philodinidae. The record is from the annotation of a GenBank genome assembly.